AUGCAAGUUAAUGGGUUCAGCAAUAUGAACCAGAUUGGUGCGCUAGCACAGCAGAACCACAUGGAUAAUUUAGUUGGUGUCAAUAUUCGUGGAUGGACGAACGCUACUCAGCAGGACUUGCUCAACUUUAUUUCGAGAAAGACCCGUAUAUCGGUGCGGAAUUCGGUUGUGCAAGGCGACACGAUUGUCGGGUAUGUGACCCCACAGGAAGCAGACCAAUUGGUGAAGUUUAGCGGGUACCGUUUUGCAGGAAACACGCUCAAAAUCCAAAAGGCUGGUGGUGCUGGUGGUAAUGUCAGCACUAACGAUACGAUUACUGUCCUUCGUAAUGUUUUAAUGAGGAGGUACAAUGCUCAAACUAAGAUGUUGGACUUGGGGAACUUAUUCAAUGACCCGGAGUUGGUCCAGCGUGGAAUGGCACCUAAAAAUGUGAAUACCCAGUCGAAAAUGUUCCCGGCCAUGAUGAAAGUGGCAUCUAAAGAACCAAACAUGGUGGUUGAGUCGAUAAAUCUUUCGGAUAACAACUUGAGGGACGUCAAUGGUGUUACGACCUUGGCCCAAACUUUUCCACGCUUGAAAAAUCUGUGUCUUGCAAAUAAUAAUAUCAGCCGUUUUCAUUCACUGGAGGCUUGGAAGAACAAAUUCAAAGACUUACGAGAGUUACUCAUGAUGAACAACCCGAUCACAUCAGAUCGCUUGUACCGUACAGAGAUGCUAAGAAUCUUCCCCAAAUUGGUCAUACUAGAUAAUGUUGUUGUUCGUGAUGAGCAAAAGCUUCUUUCCAUCUAUAGUUUGCCCACGCAACAGACCCAGUUCUUUUUUGAGGACAGUGGUUUGGCUUCUUCUUCAACAGAUUUUGUCACUAAUUUCUUGAAUUUAUGGGACACUAAUAGAAUGCAGCUAAUGGGUCUUUACACGCCACAAUCCCAGUUCUCAAUAAGUGUGGACUCUUCUGUUCCAGCUGCUACUGUUCCUAAUGCCCAAACCACUCCAACCUUCGGUUAUUACUUGCCAUUUUCAAGAAAUAUCUCUAAAAUUUCAAGUGAUAAGACAAUUCAGGAAAGAAUAUUCAUGGGACCAGAGGCUAUCUACGAGACUUUUAGGUCCCUCCCAGUUAGUAAACAUUUCUUGCAGGAACAACCUCAAGCUUACUCUGUGCAAGCUUGGACUUUCCCACAAGUUAAUGGCUUUGUAAUUACCCUUCACGGUCAUUUCGACGAAACUGCUAAACCAGAGAUGGAUAAAAACAAAACCCAACAAAAUUCAUCGUCUUCAAGAGGUAGAAGAUACAACCACGGAUUCAUGUCUAGUGCCAAUACCAAACUUUCGCAAAAGUCCUUUGAUAGAACGAUGGUUUUGGUUCCAAACCCCAACGGUAGCGUUAUUAUUGCGUCCGAUGCUCUAACUAUUAGACCAUAUUGUGAUGGAGCUUGGUCAAAUCCCGUUUCACCUCCAGCUACUGUACAACCACCGAUGGUGCAGCCGCAACAGCAACAGCAACCACAACAGCAACAGCAACCAAUUAAUAUACCUUUAACACAAACACCGCCAAAUACAGGAGCUCUGGGCACGACAACUUUACAAUUGCCACCGGAAGUGCAAGCGAAACUGUCGCCUAUACAGCUAGAGCUUCUUCAGAAAUUGCAUGUCGAAACGAAGCUUAACGCAGAAUAUACUUACAUGUUAGCUGAACAAAGUAUGUGGAACUACGAUAGUGCCAUGCAAGGCUUCAGAAACAGUGUCAACAACUUGCCUAGAGAAGCUUUCGUCUAA
This is a messenger RNA of Kluyveromyces marxianus DMKU3-1042, 1773 nucleotides long. RefSeq names its product Mex67p (gene MEX67). Gene Ontology annotation, molecular function: protein binding; RNA binding. The coding region runs from base 1 to 1773 and encodes 590 amino acids. Gene Ontology annotation, biological process: poly(A)+ mRNA export from nucleus. The record is from RefSeq and is a predicted model, not a curated record. Lineage: Eukaryota; Fungi; Ascomycota; Saccharomycetes; Saccharomycetales; Saccharomycetaceae. The transcript has a single exon. Gene Ontology annotation, cellular component: nucleus.